AUGAUUAUGAAUCAACCAAUCAAUCAUGACUUUCCAACAGUUGAUAUUACCAAAAAGGAACAAGUGUUAAAGGUAUUACAAGAAUCUACUUCCAUUGUUUUCCUUAGAAUAGUAUGGACUGAUAUGGCUAAUUUGGUUCGUUGCAAGUCGGUCAGAACCAAAUGGCUACUUGAAAAUAGAGACUCUUUCAAUUAUGUAUGUGUUACCAGUGCCUGUAUGGCAUUGCCAGGCAAUUCAGAUGUCGUCGUUGGAGAGGCACUAGCUUCGAACGAUUUUGAUGAAAUGUUUUUGGUGCCUGAUUGGUCGACUUUUAGAUUGGUACCAUACACUAAAGGAACGGCUCAAGUAUUUGGUCACUUUUACAGGGUCGAUCCUGCAACUAAAAAGAUCGUACAAUGGGAUCAAUGUCCACGUGUAUGUAUUGACAAGGCUGAACAAGCACUUGCUCAAUGUAAAUCACAAGACGACAACGUUGGAGGAGGAGGAGGAUUCAUUUUAAAGGGAUCUUUUGAAGAGGAAUUCUUUUUGCUCAAGAAAUCGGCACUUGCCAACGAACCACCUGGAACCAAGUGUCCACCACCAGUAGAGAACUAUACAUUUGCUAGUGUCUAUAGUUUGGAUGAAAAUGCCGAUGUGAUGAUGGAGAUUGUUCAGAAUUUGGAAGACCAAAAUGUCCCCGUCGAACAGAUGCUCAGCGAGUCUGCACCAGGCCAGUUUGAAUUGACCGUUCCAUACUGCGGUAUCCGUGAAGCUUGUGAUCGCCACAUUAUCGUUCGUCAGACCGUCCACGCCAUCGCCCACAAGCACGGCUACAUCGCAUCGUUCCUCCCCAAAGUAUACCAAUAUGCCGCCGGCAGUGGAUGUCAUCUCCAUCUUUCACUCUGGGCGUCGAGAUCUCCCACCGACAAAACCCUCGUCAACACCACUCCAUUGGCCGGUGGGGUUGCAGGUCUCUCCAAAUCAUCGGUUCGUGCCAUCGCAGGUAUUCUCUACCACACCAAGGCUAUGACAGCCAUAUUCAACGCUAAUGAAAACUCGUACGACCGUUUGAAACCAAAUAGUUGGAGUGGAGGCUCGAUUGCAUGGGGUGUCAACAACAAAGAAGCUAUUGUUCGUGUACCAACCUCUGCUAGCACACCUGUCAAGGGUAACAGCAACUUUGAGGUCAAAUCAAUCGACCAUACAUCCAACCCAUACCUUGUCAUCUCUGCUAUCAUCUAUUCGAUGAUUCAUGGUAUGACAGACCCAGACCACUCGAUUGGAGAGUAUCCACCAACCUCGAUCAACCCAUCGGCUCUUACCAACGAGCAACGUGAUGCCCAUCGCAUCCAACCUAUUCCAUCGUCUCUCUCGCAAGCACUCACUCAUCUAUCAAAUGAUAAAUACCUUACCGACAAUCUUGGAAAGAAUCUUGUCAAUGCCUAUAUCCAAGUAAAGAAAUACGAAUCAAAAGAAUAUCGUGAUCAACCCUUUGAAUAUGCUAGAGAUGCUUUUUUACAAACUUAUUAA
Cavenderia fasciculata is the source of this 1509-nucleotide messenger RNA. It is a transcript of the gene glnA1, whose product is annotated as glutamate-ammonia ligase. Gene Ontology annotation, molecular function: glutamine synthetase activity. The record is from RefSeq and is a predicted model, not a curated record. The coding region runs from base 1 to 1509 and encodes 502 amino acids. The transcript has a single exon. NCBI's taxonomy places the organism in Eukaryota, Evosea, Eumycetozoa, Acytosteliales, Cavenderiaceae.